Messenger RNA from Paramecium tetraurelia, 1386 nucleotides. RefSeq lists its product as uncharacterized. The record is from RefSeq and is a predicted model, not a curated record. Gene Ontology annotation, biological process: protein dephosphorylation. The transcript has 2 exons. Lineage: Eukaryota; Ciliophora; Oligohymenophorea; Peniculida; Parameciidae. Gene Ontology annotation, molecular function: protein serine/threonine phosphatase activity; cation binding.
AUGAACUACAGAUCAAAGAAUCACUUUUCAUCUCUCAAUAACCUUAUCUUUGAUAUCAAUUCAAUUAAAAAGUAAAAAGAAAACACAUCAUUGCAAAAAGAACAUCAAUUUGAUGUAUCUCCUACAUAAAAGAAAUAAAUUAGACUCAAAAAAUAAGAAAUCAAUUAUCAUAGCUUGGUUGAUCUAAAAUAACUUACCAGAAGUAGAAAUGUAGUUCUACCUAAUUAUGAACCAACUAGAUGUUCUCAAAAUAACAAUGGUCUAAUAAAAGCAUAUGCAGCAAAUACAAAUUAAGGAAUCAUUAGGAAUUACAAUGAGGAUAGAGUAUCCAUUAUCUUGAACAUCAUCAAACCACAACACAGAUCUUAAGAAACUUGGCCUAAAUGUGCCUUCUUUGGUGUUUAUGAUGGACAUGGAGGAUCAACCUGUGCUGAUUUCCUAAGGGAUAACUUGCACUAAUAUGUGACUAAGUAGAGCGAAUUCCCCUGGAAUCCAGUGGCAGCAAUUAAAAAAGGAUUUCAAAUGGCUGAAAAGGAUUUUCUUGCUUAAGCCUUGGAAUAGUAUGGAAAGGGAAAGCAAGAGAGAAGUGGUUCUUGCGCGUUAAUUAGUUUAGUGGUAGGAGAUUAUUGUUAUGUGGCAAAUGUCGGAGAUUGUAGAGCAAUAUUAAGUCAAGAAAAAGGGAAAAAAUCGAUGGAAUUAUCAGUUGAUCAUAAACCGGAAAUAGAAUAUGAAAGAAUUUAAAAAAAUGGAGGUAAAAUAUACUAAACACAUCUAAUAAAUGAAAACGGCAUAUAAAUAGUAGGACCCUAUAGAGUGUUCCCUGGGAGAUUAUCUGUUUCCAGGACAUUUGGGGAUAUAGAGGCAAAACUGGGACAAUUUGGUGGCAAUGAAAAUGUGGUCAUUGCAGAGCCAGACAUUCAAAUUUUUCGUAUUACUCAAGAGAAUGAUUUUAUUGUGAUGGGAUGUGAUGGAAUUUUUGAUAAGAUGAAAUCUGAAGAAGUGAUCAAGAAGAUAUGGUCAGAACUUGAAUCGCAGAAGAAUACUCAUAAUCUACAUGGGUAGAUUUCAGCAGCAGUUGAUUCUGUUCUCAAAGAGGUUGUACUUCGGAAAAGCAGCGAUAAUAUCACAUUGCUUAUCAUUGCUUUUAAUGAAUUGGUUGUUUAAUAAUAGACUCCAUAAUCAAAGAUCAAUUCUAUUUCUAAUUAGAUCGAACUCUUAUAAAUCUUUCUAAAGAAUAAAAUUAAUGAUGAAAAUUAACCAGAAUUUAAUCAAAAAAAAUAAAGUCCAGUCAGCCAAUUAUUUCAUAAAGCUGAAAGAAAACAUCUCCAUUUAAAGGAGAAUUAAGAAACAACUGUUAAUAGAGUAAGAUCAAGCUUUAACUUUUGA